AUGGCAAACCCAGUGAUGUCUGUGAACCCUCUAUUGACAGCAUCAGGACAUCAGAGGAUCCCACUGGUUCCCCCGCCAUUUGGGCCUCCAAUUGUGGACAGAGAUGUCUUGCCUUCCAGUAUAGCUCCAACUGACCCAAGCCAGUUUUGUAUACCUUCCCAACUUGGAUCCUCUGUUGUCCCAAAUGCAAACAUGCCAAACCCACUGUCGAGUCUCUUCUACUCAGGCUGGGGUGUUUUACCACCUGAACCCAUAAAGGCAGUGACCACAAGGAAUGAAAUGCUAGAAAGGCAUCACGCUGCCAGGGCAGAAAUGGAAAUGUAUUCUCUUUACCAGCAGAGGAGGAUGGAAAGAGUGAAUCCCAAGGGGCUGGCUGGUCUGGGGAUGCCACUCUUUUAUGGGUCUAGUUGCCUGGGUGGCCCUGCAGGCUUCCAAGGCAGGAGCACACUGCCUGCCAGUGAUCUGCAUUUGCACAGAAGCACACUGCGACACCUUCAGGGAAACCCUAUUCUGCUGGCAGCCAGACCACGCUUCUCUGAAUGCUGGGGCCAGAAAUACCGACUCAGAAGAGGUUUGGUUUAUCAGAAACCUCUGGAGAGCGACACUGGGAGUUUCACAAGUCAAAUAGAAGAAAAAAGCUCAGGCCAGAUGCCUAUGGCUCCCUAUGAAGAGGAAGAGGGUACCAAAGAACCGGAAGUCGAGGUAGACAACAGCCAGGAAAAUGAUGAAAACCCGACCCCGGGCCUCACCAACCCCUGCGGCGAGCUCCAGCCGAGCCAGGAAAAGGCAUGGGAUGGCAGGAAGGACGAAUCCUCUGAACAGGGCUGUGAAGGCUGCGACGAGAAGAAUGGAGUUGGCCUGCCAGUGUCCAUACUGCCUCUGCCAGGAACACAUGAGCUGGUUGCACUUAGGGAAAACCAUUCUUUGGCUGAUAUUCAGAAAUGGACUGUAGAUGAUGUUCAUAACUUCAUCAGAAGUCUUCCAGGCUGUUCAGACUAUGCCCAGGUAUUUAAGGACCAUGCAAUUGAUGGAGAAACACUGCCCCUUCUCACCGAGCAGCAUCUUCGAGGCACCCUGGGGCUGAAGCUAGGGCCAGCACUAAAAAUUCAGUCUCAGGUAUCUCAGCAUGUGGGAAAUACGUACUGUAAGAAAAUGCCUUCACUUUCCACCCAAGCAAGGCAAGCGUUUGAUCACCCAGCAGGCACAUUACCUCUUUUGGAUAUUAAUUCCUGGAGUGAUGGUUUGAGCAUUCCUUGUUCCCAGGAUAUAAUGGUUCCUAAAAGAACUGAGACAGGUAGUAUGAGAAAUUAAAAACGUUCAGUUUUCUGGAGUUGUAGGUGUUACCAGAAGUGUGUGAGAGCUUCCUGGGGCCCGGUGGAGGACAACGAGGUUGAGACCAUACUCCUAACAUUGUCUUGGGAGGAUCUCACCCAACAGGCUUCCUGCCAAGCUGGAGUGACCCACACACCAAGGUUCCAGAGAAUCGUCCCCAGACAAGAAAAUGCUAACAGGCAUGAGACUGUCUCUGUGAGAAUACUCUGGAGAAGUUGAGAGCAGAAACUGAAAAGGAACUCCUUCUCCUCGCUCCUUCCAUCGUCCCGUCCUGAUGGAGACACAGGCUCUGGUCGGAGUAAGAAGAGAAAGGCAGAGAGAAGCUGCCCACACAGGCCCACCUUAUCUCACGACAUGCAGAGUCUGAAGGUUAACUUCACCCUACCAGGGUGAGGUUAGGAUUUGAUGGAGGGGUGGGGAGUUAUCUGUAUGCAACAGGCUGGAGCUACCAAGACUGGGUCAUGAUUGAGGCGACUGCAUCUGUUCCAUAUGGAGUCCCACUCUAAAAGGCCACGGAGAAAAAUGAUAGCAGUUCAAUGAGAGGCAGCUAGCUGUCAGGCAUAGGAAAAGGUCUUAUUUUGAAUGCUCUGAAUUGUAAACCACGAGAACAUAUGUCUAUUUUUAGAAUUCACAGUUCAAGUGAAUGAGCCGUAACAGGAAGCCUUUCAGAUAGUGCACACCCAUUGUUUAGCAUGCUUGUCCUUGUGUAACCCUUGUCUUUAGAGUGGGCUGGACCAAAGAGUUCUUCCUAAGGGAGCGGGGAUCAGUGCUGUGGCUUCUGUCUGUUUUCUAAGUCAGCUUCCAUCUCCAAGCAGCCUGGGUAGGGAGUUCCUUGUGACUAACCUUGACAAUGGACACUCAGAAACCUGCCAACAGCCUCAUGCCACUCAGGUAUGUGAAAGUGCCACAAAUCUUGGUUAGGUCGUAAGACCCUGGUCCAGGCUCUCAGCCAAGCCUCUGCUGGUUCCUGACCACAGAACUACCGUCACAGAUGUGCUGCUUCCAAAUUUAAACUCGCAAAUUUAACUUAGUAACACAAAGAGCACGCUACUGAGCCAGCUGAUCUGGAAGGUAGAAUUCCAAAGCCCUUUCCCCAGAGUCCUGGUUUAGUUCAGUUUCGCAGCCUUUCGUUUUUCCCCCAUGACAACAUUUUCUUCUGGUAUGAAACUAUUUAAUGACAAUUCUGUGUGCAUGGGGACAUUAGUGUGGGUGCAGACUUCGGAACUAGAAGGGAGUAGAGACAUAGAGGAGGGAACAGAGACAGAGGAGUUCGGUCAAGGACCAUGCACAUGUGUAACAGGAGAGUACAAAGGAGGCUACAGGGAGUGGAGGGCAUCUGAGGGGCGAGAAGCUGGGGAAAGGAAGGGGGCAAAAGACCAACAAAAGUGGUCUUUGUUUGGAAAUCUCAUUAUCAAACCCAGUACUUUAUAUGUUCAUUUUUAAAAUCCUGUCACACCAUCAGAUAUACUUGCAAAUUUUUAGCUUUGCCUCUCUAUCCCUUUGCUGAAGUUCAGUCAGAAAGAAGAAAACCCCCGAAAUUUCAAAUUUUUAUCCACUUUAGUCUAGAUGGCAGAAAACUAGCGGAUAACAUGUAUUAGGGUUUUGAUUAAACGUAACUUGCAAAAUA
Mesocricetus auratus (golden hamster) is the source of this 2959-nucleotide messenger RNA. It is a transcript of the gene Samd7, whose product is annotated as sterile alpha motif domain containing 7. Lineage: Eukaryota; Metazoa; Chordata; Mammalia; Rodentia; Cricetidae. The record is from RefSeq and is a predicted model, not a curated record. The coding region runs from base 1 to 1311 and encodes 436 amino acids. The transcript is spliced from 7 exons. Gene Ontology annotation, molecular function: protein binding.